Neodiprion virginianus is the source of this 2290-nucleotide messenger RNA. RefSeq names its product tyrosine decarboxylase-like. The transcript has 3 exons. Bases 208 to 1872 code for a protein of 554 amino acids. The record is from RefSeq and is a predicted model, not a curated record. Gene Ontology annotation, molecular function: carboxy-lyase activity; pyridoxal phosphate binding. NCBI's taxonomy places the organism in Eukaryota, Metazoa, Arthropoda, Insecta, Hymenoptera, Diprionidae. Gene Ontology annotation, biological process: amino acid metabolic process.
GCUACCUUCCAUCCAGCACCAUCGAACGGUGUUAAGACAUCCGAGGAAAAGUGGAUCCGACAAUUACCAGUUAAUUCGCUUUGAAGUAUCGACGUUGUACAAGUCGAAGAGUCCUAAAUCUAUAUAUUGCGCGUUGUUGAAAUCAGAGAAAUAAACUCACUCCGAAUCACAGCUGAAAGAGCAAUAAGCAGACGCAGCUAAGAAGCCAUGGACAUCGAAGAGUUUCGUGUUCGCGGCAAGGAGAUGGUCGAGUACAUAUGCGAGUACCUCGGGAACAUCAAAUCGAAUCGAGUCACCUCGAACGUCGAACCCGGGUAUCUGCGGCCCCUGCUUCCGGCGGAAGCUCCGAUGAAACCCGAAUCAUGGGACGACAUAAUGAAGGACGUUGACAGCAAAAUAAUGCCAGGGAUAACCCACUGGCAGCAUCCACGUUUCCACGCUUACUUCCCAUCUGGAAAUUCGUACCCAUCGAUCCUGGGAGACAUGCUUUCGGACGCAAUUGGAUGCAUCGGUUUCUCCUGGGCCGCGAGUCCGGCUUGUACAGAGUUGGAAACGGUGGUCCUCGACUGGUUCGCCAAGGCGAUGGAUCUGCCCGAGGAGUUCCUUUCCGAAACGGAAGAGUCAAAGGGUGGUGGAGUAAUCCAGAGCUCGGCUUCCGAGUGCAUCCUCGUGACGAUGCUCGCUGCGAGGAACCAAGCAAUAAGGAUACUCAAGGAGCAGGACCCCGGAACCGAGGAUUCGGCCUUCCUGCCCAGACUGGUGGCCUACUGUUCCACAGAGUCCCACUCCUGCGUCGAGAAGGCGGCGAUGAUAAGUCUGGUGAAACUCCGGGUCCUCGAACCUGACGACAAGUGCUCCUUGCGGGGCGAGACGCUGGAGGCCGCGCUGAAGAAGGACGUGGCUGAGGGUUUGGUGCCCUUUUUCGUCUCGACGACCCUCGGCUCGACCGGCUGCUGCUCCUUCGACAACCUCGAGGAGAUCGGCCCGGUCUGCAAGCAGUAUCCAAACCUCUGGCUGCACGUCGACGGCGCAUACGCGGGAAGCUCUUUCAUCUGUCCGGAGCUCCGUCAUCUAAUGGCGGGCAUCGAUCACGCCGACUCGUUCAACACGAACACGAACAAGUGGCUUCUGGUUAACUUUGACUGCUCGUGCCUGUGGGUGAAGGACCGAGUUAAGCUUACCUCUGCGCUGGUCGUCGACCCGCUUUACCUGCAGCAUGCCAAUUCCGGGGAGUCGAUAGACUAUCGGCACUGGGGUGUCCCGCUGAGCAGGAGGUUCCGCGCGUUGAAGUUGUGGUUCGUCAUCAGGAGCUACGGGAUCAGCGGCCUCCAGAACUACAUCAGGAACCACAUCAAGCUGGCCAAGCGGUUCGAGGCUUUGAUGCGGAAGGACACGAGGUUCGACGUGGUUAACGACGUCCGCGUAGGGCUCGUCUGCUUCAGGUUGAAGGGGAGUGACACCUUGAACCAGGAACUGCUGGCCAACAUAAACGCCUCCGGGAAACUCCACAUGAUACCGUCCAGGGUGAAGGAGCAGUACAUCAUUCGAUUCUGCGUUGUUCGGGAGCACGCCACGGAGGAGGACAUCGACUACGCGUUUGACGUAAUUGAGGAACACUCGACCGAGGUCCUUCUUGCCCACUUCGACAAACCCCAGACACCGGAAAUUAUCGUCAAGAGCCCAAAGACCCCGCCGCCACUGUCGAAGCGGCUCAGUAGGCGUUUGAGCUUCACCAGAAGCGUAUCGAGGGAUACAUACAGGCGGUCCUUGUCCAGGUCGAGCCUCCACGACGGGGCCACGCCCAUCAUGAUCGUUGACGAUGAUCCUGAGGGAGAUAUUAUUGAGGAAGACGUUUUCUGCAACAGCCGGUAGAAUACGCUCCGGCUCUCGGUGCCAAGGAAGAGGGAACCUCUUCUUUCGUUGCCCUGAGCUGUAGGCCCUCACACACAGAGAGGAGAUAUUGCGCAUCACGUUUUCAUUUCCGUUGCUCCACAAAUACACAAGUUUUAUUGUGUUUUAUAGGCUCGAUUUACGAUUUAAUAACUGCUAGAGAUAAUGCCUGCCGGUGGAUAAGAGCGGAUGUUUUUCAUCUUAUUAGUUAUUUAAUUGAUUUUUUACGAUUUGUCAGAGAACACAAAUCAAGUGUCUGACGAGACACUGUGCAUCAUAAGUGGCAACUUGGAUAUUUCCUCAUUUUAAGAUGUACAAGGACAAUUAGUUUUCGCUGGAACAAUUAGUUAUUUUAAAAUUAAUUGUAAAAACUUUUAACACUUGAGAAUCGUAAUCGAGU